This is a messenger RNA of Ascoidea rubescens DSM 1968, 2835 nucleotides long. RefSeq names its product Emp65p (gene EMP65). Lineage: Eukaryota; Fungi; Ascomycota; Saccharomycetes; Ascoideales; Ascoideaceae. The transcript has a single exon. Gene Ontology annotation, cellular component: endoplasmic reticulum membrane. The record is from RefSeq and is a predicted model, not a curated record. The annotation marks the transcript as partial. Gene Ontology annotation, biological process: maintenance of protein localization in endoplasmic reticulum.
CGACGGCACCACCAUCCAGCGAAAGAAAAUGCUUCUCAAUGGAACCAACAUCGCCAUGGUAAGUCCCUUUCUUCUCUCUUCCUUCUUUCCUCUUCCCUCUUCUCUUCUCUUCCGGUCUCCUACUAACCGCCAUUCUGCAGUUGAUUCCUGGAGGCAAACAAUAGCCCCAGCAGAUAGUUCCUCUGCUUCUUCAAACCCUCCUCCAAAGUCAGACUCACGCCUUUCUUUUCCCUCUCCAUUGCUUGCUGCUGUUUUUCUCUCCCUUCCGUGCCGGGCUUUCUCUUUUCUAUAUAUUCUCCAAUCCAACUAUAUACUUAUCAAUAUAAUCUUAUAUCUGCACCAUCUCUUAAUACAGUUAUAGUUGUCAUUGCAAUAUCUCCAUUCACUCAAAGAUGUCUUCCUACAACUUUCCUGUAAUACCAAACCAAUCUCGAAAAAAGUCCUCUUCUCGCUCACUCUCAAUCAACAACCUCAAUGCCUCUCUAAACAACAACAACAACUCUCUAAAUUUAUGGAAACUCCUACUAAAAGACAUUGGAAUUGUCAAUUCUUCAUCGACUAUCCAAACCAAUUCUCCCAAUAACAACAACAACAACAACAACAACAACAACAACACUAACGAGAACCAGCUAUCCCAUCUUCUAAACCAAAUCAUAAACUUCAUCUUAACCCCAAUUCACCUAGAGAAAUUCAUGCUCUUUGGCUUCCUUUAUUGCUUGAAUGACUUUUUAUUCUUUUUCACAAUCCUACCAAUAAAACUAUUCAUUCUCUCCAUAAAACUCCUCCUUUGUUUCAAUCUCAACUUCAUCUUCCAAAAGAAAAACUUAAACCUCAUCCUUAUCUUCCUAAUCAUCUUGUCAACUCUAUCUCUCCUAAUCCAAAAAUUUGAUACUUCAAAGAUCUAUCAUGACAUCAAAUCUCAAGCCUCAAUCAAAUUAUACGUCAUGAUAAAUGUUUUGGAUGUAGCAAAUAAAUUACUAUCUUCAAUUGGUCAAGAUUUUCUAAAAUUCCUCUUUCUAUUUGAUUUCAAUACUUACAAUCAUAAUAACAACACUCCCAAACUAUCUAAUAGUAAAAUAAUAACCUUCUCCUGCAAUCUCACCCUUUUCUUCUUCUUCUUCCUCCUAUCAAUCUUCUACCUAUACUGCCACUCAAUCGUCCUCAUCUAUCAAACCCUCUCUCUUAACGUUGCUGUAAACUCCUUCUCAAAUGCCCUCCUAACUCUCCUCUUAUCCUCUCAAUUCAGCGAAAUCAAAUCUUCCGUAUUCAAAAAAUUCGACAGAGAAGGUCUAUUCCAACUAUCCUUCUCUGACCUAACUGAAAGAUUCCAUCUCUUCACCCAAUUGUUCAUCAUCGCCCUCAGAAACCUAAUUCAAAUCAACCUUCUAUCAAAUAACCACUCAACCUCUAUUGGCAUACUACCCGAUACCUGGAAAAAAUAUGGCAACUUCUCUUCUCUAAAUAUCCUACUUGGCCCUUCGAUCUCUGUAAUCCUCUCCCAAAUCUUUAUCGACUGGCUAAAACACUCAUAUAUAACUAAAUUCAAUAAAAUCACCCCCAUCGUUUACGAAAAAUACCUAAACGUCUUAUCAAACGACUUUUACCAAAUCUUCAUAAACUCAAACUCAAACAACACCUCAACCACCCAAACUGAUUUGUCAACAAGAACUGGCCUACCCUUGAAUGCUCUCAUUGUCACUUUCAUCACAAUGGCCCUCCCUUCUUUCAAUUUCUUUUUUUUUAAUGAUAAUAUAACAAAUAACUUCUCCAAUCCAGAUACCGUUCUAUACAACUUGAAAUUGAUCAAUUACAACUUGUCUCGAAUCAAUACUAAUACUAAUACCAAUACCAGAAACAGAAACAGAAACAGAAACACUCUCCAAAAUACCUUGUUUUCUAAUUGGAUAAAUAAAAUUUUCUUCAACAAAUCUCUCCCCAACAACAUCAACUUAUUUCAUAUAAACAAAUUCUUUAUCGACCUAAUCGAUUCAAAUCCAAUUUAUUUUACCAAAUUCCCAUUCUUAAAAACAAUUCUACUAAAUAUCUUAAACAUCCUCAACAACUUGACUUUUUCCUCCUACUUGUUCCUAUUUCUAUCUUUCUUGACUCUAGUUUUAUUCAAAUUAAUCAUCUCUGUCACUCUUAUUAUAUGGUCAAACUCAAGGAAAAGAAAAAUCGUCAUUAAAAAUAAAUUCAAAAAAUUAUCUCUACCCAAUAUCAACUAUUUAAGUAAAAACUCAAUCAAAAAAAGAACCUCUUUUAAUGAAAAUUUCGAAUUCACCAAUCCUCCUUCACCUCCAAAGACCCCAAUAGCCACUAGCGCUUCAAUAAACGAUAAUGAAACUCAAAACAAUAUCUCAAUUCAAAAUAAUAUUCUAAUUAACAACGAUCCAUUGGAUAGUAAUCCAAAUUAUACAUACGACACCAACGACAAUAACUACAAAAAAAAUAUAAUUUUAUCACCAAUCCCAGUUAGAUCACCUGGUCCUACAGCAAUAUUCGAUAAACAUCAACACAGUAUCAAAAACAAAAACGACUUGAAAGAAGAAAUUGAAAACGAAUUGAAGAAAAAUGAUUUCAAGAAAAAUGACUUGAAAAGACAAUACGUUCCUGGAAUACUUUGUCAAGGAAUGGCUAACUUAAACUAUGAAGAUCGAGAGAUAAUAUAUGAUGACUUUAUUGAACCAGGAAAACAAAUUCCUUUAAGUAAUGAUGAAAAAAGACUUAAAAAGGAUAUUAAAAAUGAUUAUGGAAGUUUAAAUGAUGUUGUACGAUAUAAAAUGUGUUCUAAAAAAAUUUGGUAAUUUUCAUUUUUUUUUUUUUUUUUAAUUUGUU